Molecule: messenger RNA, 1755 nt
Organism: Chrysoperla carnea
Lineage: Eukaryota; Metazoa; Arthropoda; Insecta; Neuroptera; Chrysopidae
Product: UDP-glycosyltransferase UGT4-like
Exons: 3
Coding region: 1-1578 (525 amino acids)
Molecular function (GO): UDP-glycosyltransferase activity
Source: RefSeq, a predicted model, not a curated record
AUGUUUCUAAAAUUAAAUUACAUUAUUGUGAUAUUGUUAUGGCUAUGCUUAGUGAAUUUCAUUUUAAGUGCUCGAAUAUUAUUCGUGGGAAUAGCGCCAUCAUUAAGUCAUCAUAUAUUCUUUCGACAUCUAAUUAAAGAACUAGCAUUUCGAGGACAUCAUGUCGUAUCUAUUACUCCCGAUCCGAUAAAUGAUCCAGAAUUAAUAAAUAUAACAGAAAUUGACACUCAUAACGAGACAUACGGUGUAAUCCUUACUCAAAAAUGGUUAGAAUCAGUUCAAUAUCAAAAACUAUCAGAAAUGAAUCUAAUGCGAUUAUAUUUACCACUUUUUCACGAAAAAGAUGAUAAAGUCUUAAGUGCACCUAAAGUUCAAGAAUUAAUCCAUAAUCCAAAUGAACAUUUUGAUGUAGUAAUAGUGGAAUGGCUAAUGGUUAGUGCUCAUUAUUUUGGUUUCCGAGAACGAUUUAAUUGUCCUUCUAUUGGUGUAGCAUCAUUGGAUACUACCAUUAAUGUUAUGGAUGCAAUUGGAAAUUCACCAGAUCCUAAUUAUUAUGGAAGUUUUUUCACUGAAUUUUCUGGUGGAAAUUUGAAUUUUUGGGAACGUUUACAAUUAUUGUGGCAUCAUAUUGAUUUCCGAUAUUAUUAUUACUUUCAAUAUUUACCCGGCUGCAAUAAAUUGCUUGCAAAACAUUUUAAUGUUACUAAUAAGUCAGCAUGGGAUUUGGAAAAAUCCGUGGACUUGCUAUUAACAAAUACAAAUCCUAUAUUUCAUAUUCCCAGACCAAAAGUUCCAACUUAUAUCGAUAUUGGAGGAAUGCAUUUGGCAGAUCGGAAGCCACUACCAAAAGAUCUGAAGAAGUUUUUGGAUGAUUCGAAACAAGGUGUCAUUUAUUUUAGUUUGGGCUCAAAUGUUCAAAGUACAAAUCUACCAGAUGACACAAGGACAGCUAUACUCGAUGUAUUCAGACAAUUGCCAUUCACCGUUUUAUGGAAAUGGGAAAGUGAUAGCUUGCCUGAUAAACCAAAAAAUGUAAUAACCAAAUCUUGGUUUCCACAGCAAGACGUGCUAGAUCAUCCUAAUUUAAAAGCAUUUAUCAUGCAAGGUGGAAUACAAUCCAUAGAAGAAGCUAUUCGAAGUGCCGUUCCACUAAUUUGUGUACCAUUUGGUACUGACCAAAAGUUUAAUGCUCGUAGAAUUGCUGAUUUAGAAAUUGGACGACAAUUAUCUUUUGAUGAUAUUACCGUGGACACAUUAAAAGAUGCCAUAACAGAUAUAACCACAAAUCCAAAAUAUAAGAAAAAUAUUCAAAAAUUAUCUGAAGUUUUAUGGGAUCAACCUACAAAACCAUUAGAUCGUGCUGUUUGGUGGAUUGAAUAUGUUAUUCGACAUGGUGGAGCGAAACAUUUACGAUCCCCUGCUGCUGAUUUACCUUGGUACAAAUAUUUAUUGCUGGAUAUACUUGGUUUUAUUUUCGGUGUAGCAAUCAUCGGUUUAAUUGUAAUCGUAAAAGCAAUCAAAUUAUUUUUGAAAUUUGGCCUUUAUAUAACGAAAAAAAUUAAAUAUAAGGUGGAAUAAGUUUAGUCCAUCUGAUACGAGAUAUAAUUAAAAAUAUUACUAUUGCCAAUAAAAAUAACGGAACGGGGAAGAAAUAAAAGAUUUGCACAUUAUGUCCGGCGGAAGGAAGAUUUUGGAUUUAACAAAGAAAUCUUUAUCUGCACUUUUUAUACCAUACAUAUAUGUAAUAUGCAAGGU